This is a messenger RNA of Sinocyclocheilus anshuiensis, 635 nucleotides long. It is a transcript of the gene c20h2orf81, whose product is annotated as chromosome 20 C2orf81 homolog. The transcript is spliced from 4 exons. NCBI's taxonomy places the organism in Eukaryota, Metazoa, Chordata, Actinopteri, Cypriniformes, Cyprinidae. The record is from RefSeq and is a predicted model, not a curated record. Bases 98 to 526 code for a protein of 142 amino acids.
CCCCCGCAGAACCCUUACGUCAGAGGCCUCUGGCUGCUUGGCAACCAGAUCCGAAGCCAACAACACAAGUAGAACAUAUCAAAUACGGGUGAAGACCAUGCGUCGCUCAGCUGCCAAAUCACGGGGCGAUAAAAGCCGCACUGAUUCUGUCCCAGGUAAUACUGCAUCGGUCCAGCCUAUUGAGACCGUGGACAUUGUCCCAGGCCGCCUUACAGAGUCCACCUGGACCAGCAUGCUCUCCCAGGAGGAGGGUGAGGAGGCGGUGGUGGAUAUCAUAGCAGAACUGAUGGAAGAAGUGAUGGACAGAUGCUAUCAGGUGUAUCUGCAAAGACAGUUGAUACCCUUCUCUGUGUGGUGGGCACAAAAUAACCUGGUGGAGACGCUAGAAUGUCUUCUCCUGAGGAGAGAUGAAGGGGAUGAUUCAGAACAUGAACUCUUUUGGCAAGAGGAUCAAGAGCCCCAGCCCUGUGCGAUUGAUUCUUGGGCUGAAGGAUCUGUACCUGUGCUUCAUGCUGCUCUGGAAUAGCACAAGGUUUAUAUGACAUUCCAAACAGCCUGAAGUGAAAAAGACUGGUGGACCAGACAGAGGUUUGUUAUAGCUGAAACCAAAAUCAUGUUGCUCACAAACUGUCAUU